AGCUUAUGAGGAAACCGUAACAGGAUUAGUAAGUGGUAUCGUCCUCGAGGGCUGCAGAGAUAUCAGAUAUGAAGGAGAAACAGUCCUCGAGUGUUACAUGCUUGGGCCAAAUUAGACUUGGUGCGCUUGAUUGUAGCAAUUGGAGCUAGUGACAUUGAAGCAAACGCAUUGGAGCUACAGUGAUUACAUUGCAGCAAGGGUUUAAGACAAACCACUGAAGGAGUGGAGAUUCGAAGGAAAAAAGAUUACUGAAGUAUAAAUCCUGACGAGGAAUAUCGCAAAUACUAUAAAUUUGAAGAAUGACCGCGGAGCCUGGAUUUGUGGGUAUAAAAUUUUGUCCGGAAUGCAAUAAUAUGUUAUAUCCGAAAGAAGACAAAGAAAAUAGGCAAUUACUAUAUGCAUGUCGGAACUGUGAUCACAAACAGCUUUCUGAAAAUCCAUGUAUUUAUGUCAACAAAUUGAUGCAUGAAGUGGAUGAAUUAACUCAAAUUGUGGCUGAUGUUGUACAUGACCCGACACUGCCAAAAACGGAGGAUCAUCCCUGUCCAAUGUGUCAGGGACGAGAAGCUGUGUUUUUUCAAGCCCAAUCUAGGAGAGCCGAAGAAGAAAUGAGAUUGUAUUAUGUUUGCAUGAAUCCAAGUUGCGCACAUCGAUGGACUGAUUGAAAUUGCAGUUAAUUAAAUCAGUGAAGUGAAAUGUUUGAAUUGAUUGGUUCAACUUUGUGAUCUCCAUUGUCAUCAACUUUUGCAGUCAGUUUCUUAUUCAUGGAAGGUUUUUAUUUCCGAUGUUUUCAUAGUUCUACUGAUUACUAUAGUAAUUGAAACCUUCACAUAACUUCUUCAUUAUUCUUCAUGAUUGUCGGUGAUGAUUAUAGUCACGUUAUAUAUCAUCAAUUUUCAUAUUCGUAUGAGCUACUUUAUGUUUCACAUCAUCAACUUGUAAAAUGUAGAAUUUUAGGUGAGGCAGUUAUCAUUUUUAUCGAGGAGGUUUAAUGAUAUUGUGAUUAGAUGUGGUACUUUUCUGUAUUUUUC
Messenger RNA from Loa loa (African eye worm), 1031 nucleotides. RefSeq names its product DNA-directed RNA polymerase II subunit RPB9. The transcript is spliced from 5 exons. Gene Ontology annotation, biological process: transcription-coupled nucleotide-excision repair; DNA-templated transcription; maintenance of transcriptional fidelity during transcription elongation by RNA polymerase II. The coding region runs from base 300 to 665 and encodes 121 amino acids. Gene Ontology annotation, molecular function: zinc ion binding; nucleic acid binding; DNA-directed RNA polymerase activity. Gene Ontology annotation, cellular component: RNA polymerase II, core complex. NCBI's taxonomy places the organism in Eukaryota, Metazoa, Nematoda, Chromadorea, Rhabditida, Onchocercidae. The record is from RefSeq and is a predicted model, not a curated record.